AUGCCUCGAGAAAUCAUCACAAUACAAGCUGGGCAGUGCGGGAACAGCAUUGGAAGUCAGUUCUGGCAGCAGCUAUGUCUGGAACAUGGAAUAAGUCAGGACGGGAAUUUGGAGGAUUUUGCAACGGAAGGAGGGGAUAGGAAAGAUGUGUUCUUUUAUCAGUCUGAUGAUACACGAUAUAUUCCCCGAGCUAUAUUACUGGAUUUGGAGCCUAGGGUUAUUCAUGGCAUCCAAACAGGACCAUACAAGAACAUUUAUAACCCGGAAAACUUUCACGUACCGAAGGACGGAGGUGGAGCAGGAAAUAUCUGGGCUUUAGGGUUCACCGCCGGCGAGAAUGUGUAUGAAGAAGUUAUGGAGAUGCUAGACCGAGAGGCGGAUGGUAGCGAUUCACUUGAGGCUUUCAUGCUAUUACACUCGAUAGCUGGUGGUACUGGGUCCGGAUUAGGGUCUUUCCUACUGGAAAAGCUAAACGAUAGGUUCCCAAAGAAGCUGAUACAGACAUACUCAGUCUUCCCUGAUAUGGCAAACGGUGGAGAGGUUGUCGUCCAGCCGUAUAACAGCUUACUCGCCUUACGUCGUUUAACCCAAAACGCCGAUUCAGUCGUCGUGCUAGAUAACGGUGCUUUAACUAGGAUCGCUGCAGACAGACUACAUGUUCAAGAACCAUCACUUACACAGACAAACCAGUUGGUAUCGACGGUUAUGUGCGCGAGUACAACUACACUACGAUAUCCUGGGUACAUGCAUAAUGACCUCGUUGGCAUUAUUGCAUCGCUAAUACCUACCCCGCGAUGCCAUUUCCUUAUGACAUCGUAUACGCCGUUUACGAGCGACAGCGUUAAUCAAGGAAAGACGGUUAGAAAGACAACGGUUUUGGAUGUAAUGAGGAGAUUGUUGCAGCCGAAGAAUCGAAUGGUGUCCGCUAUGCCGACAAAGCAGAGUUGUUAUAUUUCCAUCUUGAAUAUUAUCCAGGGAGAGGCGGAUCCUACGGAUGUGCAUAAAUCGCUGCUCCGUAUUCGUGAACGAAAGUUGGCGACGUUUAUUCCGUGGGGACCAGCAAGUAUUCAAGUUGCUUUGACGAAGAAGUCGCCGUAUAUUCCGAUGUCGCAUCGGGUUAGUGGGCUUAUGCUUGCAAAUCAUACAUCUGUUGCUACACUGUUUGAGCGUUUACUUAAGCAGUAUAACGUCCUGAGGAAGCGCGGGGCGUUCUUGGAACAGUACAAGAAGGUGUCGCCUUUCACAGAUAGUUUGGACGAGUUUGACGAGUCAAAGGCUGUCGUUCAGGAUCUUAUUGCAGAAUAUAAGGCGGCAGAGCAGAAGGACUACUUAUCGCCUGAGGAUAUGGGCGAAGGCCACGCCUAG
This is a messenger RNA of Orbilia oligospora ATCC 24927, 1365 nucleotides long. RefSeq lists its product as uncharacterized. Gene Ontology annotation, biological process: mitotic cell cycle; mitotic sister chromatid segregation; mitotic spindle organization. Gene Ontology annotation, cellular component: nucleus; cytoplasm; centrosome. The record is from RefSeq and is a predicted model, not a curated record. The transcript is spliced from 9 exons. NCBI's taxonomy places the organism in Eukaryota, Fungi, Ascomycota, Orbiliomycetes, Orbiliales, Orbiliaceae. Bases 1 to 1365 code for a protein of 454 amino acids. Gene Ontology annotation, molecular function: GTP binding; structural constituent of cytoskeleton.